AAACCGAGGAGUCGAUAUGCUGUGAAUGGCUCUGGUGACACUACAGAAGAUCCAGAUGGGGACUCCAGAGACCAAUGUCCUCUAACUGAUGAGCAAUUGGUUUCGGGGUUUUCAGAUGUCAUCCUGGCAACAAUUUUGGCUACCAAGUCAGAUAUGUGUGGCAAAAAGUUUGAACUGAAGAUUGAUAAUGUUCGCUUUGUUGGCCAUCCCACAUUGCUUCAGCAUGCCCUUGGGCAGGUAUCCAAAACAGAUCCCUCACCCAAGAGAGAGAUGCCCACAAUGAUUCUCUUCAACGUGGUGUUUGCACUAAGGGCCAAUGCAGAUCCAUCUGUGAUAAACUGCUUACACAAUCUUUCCCGAAGAAUCGCCAUAGUCUUGCAGCACGAGGAGCGCCGCUGCCAAUACCUGACCAGGGAGGCCAAGCUGAUCUUAGCUAUUCAGGAUGAAGUGUCUGCCAUGUCAGAAACCACGGAAGGGCCACAGUCACCUUUUCAUCACAUCCUACCCAAGUGCAAACUGGCCAGAGAUCUCAAAGAGACAUAUGACAGUCUCUGCACAACAGGAGUGGUCCGUUUACAUAUCAACAACUGGUUGGAAGUGAGUUUCUGCCUGCCUCAUAAAAUCCAUUAUGUUGCCACAAACUUUAUACCCCCUGAAGCAAUUGAAAGAAGCCUGAAAUCCAUCAGGCCCUACCAUGCCUUAUUACUUUUAAAUGAUGAGAAGUCAUUGCUUAAUGAGCUCCCGUUGGACUGCUCUCCUGCCCUGGUGAGAGUAAUUAAAACUACCUCUGCUGUGAAGAAUUUGCAGCAACUGGCUCAAGAUGCUGACUUGGCAUUGCUGCAGGUUUUCCAGCUUGCUGCACAUCUCGUUUACUGGGGAAAAGCAAUUAUUAUUUAUCCGCUGUGUGAAAAUAAUGUCUACAUGCUUUCUCCAAACGCCAGUGUCUGUCUUUACUCUCCUUUAGCAGAUGCAUUUUCUUGUCAGUUCCGGGGGCACAACCUGCCAUCAAUGCUUUCCAAGUUCUCCCUCCCAGUGUCACUCUCGGAGUUCAAGAACCCACUCGCGCCACCUGUUCAGGAGACUCAGCUCAUUCAAAUGGUGAUAUGGAUGCUCCAACAUCGGCUUCUUAUUCAGCUUCACACUUACGUCUGUCUGAUGGUGCCACCAAAUGAGGAGGAUUUCCGAGCCCAAGAUGAAGACAUGCCUUUUACAGCCAGAGUUGGAGGCCGAAGUUUAAGCACCCCCAAUGCUCUCAGCUUUGGCUCUCCAACUAGUAGUGAUGACAUGACUCUGACAAGCCCUAGCAUGGAUAAUUCCAGUGCUGAGUUGAUACCUGGUGGGGACUCACCCCUAAAUAAAAGGAUGACGGAAAAUCUCCUAGCAAGCUUGUUGGAACAUGAGCGGGAAGCUAUCCUUAAUGUCCCUGCUGCCCAAAAUCCAGAAGAUCUUCGCAUGUUUGCAAGGCUGCUGCACUAUUUCCGGGGCCGGCACCAUUUGGAGGAGAUCAUGUACAAUGAGAACAUGCGUCGCUCCCAGCUGCUGAUGCUGUUUGACAAGUUCCGCAGUGUGCUGGUGGUGACCAGCCACGAGGACCCCGUGAUUUCAGUUUUUCAGUCCCUCUUAAAGUGACUCUACUGGCAAAGGGUGGGAACCUGCUACAUGCUCCAUACUGACAGUCUAAAAGAUGCCUAAGAACUGAACGAGGUGACUUCAAUUCCUUU
Nestor notabilis (Kea) is the source of this 1721-nucleotide messenger RNA. RefSeq names its product nitrogen permease regulator-like 3 (S. cerevisiae) (gene NPRL3). The transcript has 13 exons. Bases 154 to 1629 code for a protein of 491 amino acids. The record is from RefSeq and is a predicted model, not a curated record. Gene Ontology annotation, biological process: cellular response to amino acid starvation; TORC1 signaling; negative regulation of TORC1 signaling. Lineage: Eukaryota; Metazoa; Chordata; Aves; Psittaciformes; Psittacidae. Gene Ontology annotation, cellular component: GATOR1 complex.